AUACAUGAAAAAGGUGCAGCCAAAAUAUUUUCAUUUGAUUUUCUUUUUGGCAUUUGUCAGCGAGAAAACACGGUGUUUAUACCUUGAAAAUUAAACGAAACGGUGUGCGCGGUGUUGAUUUUCUUUUUUUUUAAAUUGCUUAAAUAAAUAAUUAAAAAUAAAAAAUACGACAAAUGACUUAUGCAAAUGAUUUCGACAGUGUUUUAAAUUUCUUAUUAAGAAUAUUGAAAGACACAAACAAACACACACAUCUCAUUUAGUAUUGAAAUAAAAAAAAUAUAUCAAAACAAAAAACGAGAGUCCCUAUUAUUUUAACGAUUUAUCAACGAUUUGAUUAGUAGCAAAUCGAUCGAUUAACACGAAACAACUACGAACUUUCUUUUUUUUUUUUUGCUUUAAAUUGUUUGAUCAAUUUUUCAUUUUAUUUUGCUUGAUAUUGUCGAAAAUAAAAUUAAACGCAAAGUGGUCGUCGUUGUCUGCCUACCAGCCACCCAGCCAGCCAGCCAAUUCAUUCAGUAUUUGAGUAGCUGCUUGAAAAAAAACACAUACAAAUUUCGCCUAGACCUUGAAAAAUCUCCAGAAUUUUUUUCAAAUACAAAAUUCAAUAGUACAAAAAAAAGAAAACAUUAAAAUUAUGUUAAUUAAAAAAAUAUUUUUGACAGUGUAAGAAAUGAGCCGUUAAAUGCUAAUUGAUUGCAUUAAAAAAAUGUAUAAUUUUUGGUGAAUUACACAAUCGUGGUGAAUUUUAUAUAAUAUUGAAAUUGAAAUAAAGCAAAAUAUUAAAAAGAAAUAUUUAAAAAUUCUCAAAACAGUGUAUUUGAAACACUCAAAUGUAAACAGUUUUGUAACGCAAAAAGCUCGGUUAAUUUUAGUUUAAUAAUUUUAAAACAGUUUAACUAAAAUUCUUACUAAACAAAAAGUGAAUUCGAUUACGCAAGUGAGAUUUGCAUAGAAGAAAAACGAAAAAAUACAUUUUCAAAUGUUUUAUUUUUCUCAUUACGCGUUAAAAAUUUCAAAUCAAAUCGCACAUCUACAACUGCAGCAAUAAUUUGCAAAUCAAAAGAAGAAAAAAGCAACACACUUUCACACAAAAUCAAUCGAAACGGAACGAGAACAAUUUUACACACACAAAGUGCACGAAAAUGGGUGAAUUAUUUGCAGAAUUUGGUGAUUUAGUAUUUACACUGGUCAUUGGCUAUAUAAGUGCCAUUGAAUUUUUAUAUGUCGUACGUCAUCUGUAUCACUACUCAUUCAAUCAUGACGCUGACGGUUAUGACACGGACGGCGACAAUGUGUCACAACUGCAAGACAGCAUGCGCCGCCAGCUGGCCGAUGCCAAAAACAAAGAAGCCCUGGCUGGAACACAAGUAAUGAAAGAUGGUGUUCCCUAUAAGGAUGGUUUCCGCUUGGAGGCCCAACAAACUCUGAUAGACCAACUGAAAGAGCAGUUGAAGGACAAGGAAUUAUCCGAUUUAAGGCGUCAGGAGUUGGAGAAGGAAUUGGCUAAACAAAUGAAAAUAGCCGAGCAAUUGCGUAAGGAACUGGCUGAAGCUGAGGCUAAAUAUGAGCGCCAGCUUAAGCAGGAAGCAGCGGAAAAGGCUAAAAAGUUGUUAGAGGAACAACAGAAACGUGAGAAAGAAGAGCGGGCCAAAAAGGAAGCUGAAGAACAGGCACGCAAAUUGCUGGAGGCCGAAAAGCAAAAAGAGGCGGAACAACGUAAACGUGAAGAGGAAGAACGUAUGAAAAAAGAGACCGAACAAAAAGAGAAAGAGAAACGACAGCGCGAAGAACAAGAGCGCCGAGAAGCCGAAGAACAGGCACGUAAAUUGGCGGAACAAGAAAAACAAAAGGAGGCCGAACAAAGGCAACGUGAGGAGGCUGAGGAAAGUGCUCGCAAACUAGCAGAAGCGGAAAAACAAAGAGAGGCCGAACAAAGGCAACGUGAGGAAGAAGAAGAACGAGAACGUGUUCGUUUAGAAGCUGAAGAAAAUGCCCGCAAAAUACAAGAAGCCGAAAAGCAAAGAGAAAAAGAACAACGACAACGUGAAGAGCAGGAGGAACAAGAAGAAAAUGAACGACGCCUGCUGGCCAUCGAAAAAGCCAAUGAAGAAAAACAAGCUGCCGAAGAAGCAGAGGCUGCUGCUAGAAAACUUCUUGACAUCGAACACCGCUUGGAAGAACAGCUGAGAGCAGCCGAAAAAGAAGCCGAACUCACCGAAAAAGAACGACAACUCAUAGAGUCCAUUAAGAAACGUGAUCUUCCGCAGGAUGAAGGUAAUGAACAAAAAGAAGCAGAACUUUUAAGAAAAAUCCUAGAAGCCCGCGAGCAAUUGGGUGAGGAAUCGGAGGAGGAGCAAAGUCUUAGGCUAAUACAACGCGAACGUGAUCAGGAAGCCAAACAAAAGCGCAUCGAAGAAAAUGCCUUACUGUUUAUGGAGGCCGAAAAGGAAAUGGCCGAGAUACAGGCCAAAAUGUUGGAUGCCGUGGAAAAAAGAGAAUUUGCCACAACACUAGAUAGUGCUCCUCAAACGCCAGCCAUAGAAGAGCCCUGCAUAAAAAGAACUUUGUCACCUCUAAUGGAUGGAGAGUCUGUGCAUCAUACCGUCAAGACACAAUUGGCCCAGAAGGAUAUGGAUGAACCCUAUUCGGUUAGCAGCAAAACUUUACUAUUUCCGGGCGUUUCAGAUGAUGCCUCGUCCAUAGAUCCCGCCUCCAGUCAACAGUCCUCGUUUAGUACACAGCAUUCGGAGGAAAUAACCACGGGUACUGACUCACAAUAUCCCCAGCAAGAGCGUCAAGAGCCCGAUGGUGAGGAUACCGCUUUAACUAACCUCCAAUACUCUGAUGAUUAUUUACGUUCCCUAGAUGGCAUUAAGCAACGACCACUUGUGCGCGAAGACGGCUCUGGACGUCGGCGUGCCUUUAAAAAGCGUCGCUCCAGUAACAGUUCAAAUUCAUCGCGUGAAUCGCGUCACUCACGUGACGAAGAAUUGAAAAUGUUUACCUCGCUGGAGGAAGAGGAGAUGAAAGACACCGCUGAUUCAGAAUUUACACCCAUACGCUAUACCAAUGAGCCCACUUUGAAAGUAAAGGGUCACCAUCGACGCCACAAACGUAGUCCCGCCAAAGAUGCAAAACACGCUGAUGACAGUUUACGCAGUUCGCUGGAACGUUUGGGUGAGGAGACAAGCGAUCCUUGGGGCGAAGUUAAGCCAGAACAUUAUAAACAAACUGAAUUCUGGAGAAGAGAGAAAAAUGUGUCCAUAGAUGAGGAGAUGGAAUUUGAAAAGCCAACUUCUAGUGAAGAUGUGGCCUAUGAUACAGCCACCAAUAUGCCAAGUGCUUCAUCUUUUGAGGAAGCUACUCGAAUGCAGAAUGAAGAGGCUUUGACGGCGUUGCAGAAACAUUCGGCUAGUUGGACUGCAAGGGAAGGAGAAUCGGAUGACAAAGCUACUGCUAAAGAAGAAACGGCACGAAGUGACAAUACAAAUCUUCAAACCUCCCAAACAGCGGAGAGAGAAGCUUCACCAGCACGAUCCUCUGCUUCGCCACGCUUACGACGUAGCCCACGCAUAGAAGAAAUCGAUCAAUACGAAGAACGCUGGAAAGAAACCAACAAUACUACGAAUAAAAGUACUCCCAACACAGCGCUAAAUACACCUACCAUAAGCGUACAUACCCCUUUGGAUUAUGGACCAUGGCGUGAUGAACAUGGUCUGAUAAUGGAAGGUUUAAGUGAUUUUUACGAUUUUACAGCUUCAGUGAAUCCCUCAAGAUCUAGACCCACUUCUAGAAAUCCUUCGCCUGCUAAUACCGCACCCAAUACACCGUUGCCCAAAGAUGUGUCUUAUGAAUUGUUAAAUUCAAAUAAGGAAAUUAAAGAAAAAACUUCUGUGGAAAUAUAUGAUGACACUGGCGACUUGGAGAGUAAUGAGUUUAAAAAGGAAAAUAUUAUUAAAUUCAUAGACUCUAUUAAUGGUAAUGAAGAGAGUAUAGAAAAUGAUGAAGUCAAGGAAGAAGAUGUAUCCAUGGAAGCUGAAGUUGAUUUAAACCACCAACUGCAAUAUGUGGCUGAUGAUGCAAACCGGUUAGGCACUAAUCAAGCUAGUUUGGUGCCUCUAGUUAAUAUAAUAGAUGAUGUAGCUGCCGCAGCUAAUCCUUCAGACACAGAUGUAACUGAAUCCACUGAUAGCGAUAUGAAUGCCUUGGUUAGCAGCUUAAGGUUACAGCAAGCUGGUAGAUCACGCUCACGUUCCAAAUCUCCCUUGCCUACACCCGGCAAUUUACAGCGUAGUUUGGAAAAUAGACGCUAUAAAAUGAUCAAACACAAUGAGGAUAUUUUAGAAAAACUAAUCGAAACUAAACUAUUGCCCGAAUUAACGCCUGAAGAAGAAUUAGCUCAACAAACUAAUACACAACAACAAAAUCCAAUUAUAACCACUACUACUACAAUUGAGGAAGACAAUGACAAUAGCUCUCGAGAACAAAUGGAUUCUCUGGUACAAUCUUUGCGAGUAGAUAGAGGCAGAACUAGAUCCAAAAGUCCUAUGCGUCUGCCCACAGCUGAUAAUUUGAGUAAAGGCUUGGAAAAGCGUCGUAGUAAAUUAAUAGAACGUAAUGAUGAAUUCAUAAAACAACUGGAAGAACGGCCCCAAACCCCUGAUUCUCCAACUAUAACGGUGGAAUAUGUUUAUGAAAUAGAAGGUUCGGAGGAGACAAACAUUGUUAAUGUCAGCACACCAACCAUAUCCAUUGAAUCACCUCAAAAUGAAGCAUCUGUGUCAACUCCAGAAGAAGAUGAUGACUGCUCCAGGGAAAAAAUGAAUUUAUUGGUGCAAUCCUUAAGGGCAGCUCGUAGCAGAUCGAAAAGUCCCAUGCCUGUUACAAUGACAGAAAAUGUCAGUCAAACAAUUGAAUCUACUCGCUAUUAUCAAUUUCAACAUACUGAGGAAAUGAAUGCCGAGCAACACUCCGCAAUUUUAAAUGCUCCCAGCAUAUCUAUUGACUUUGCGGAAACCGAAUCAAGAGCAUCACCAAAAGCGGCAGAUGAAGAUUGUUCCCGGGAACAAAUGGAUUUAUUAGUACAAUCUCUUCGCGUAGCUAGAAGUAGAUCCACAUCCAAGAGUCCCAUGCGUUUGCCUGCAACAGACAUGGCACAGAGAGCUAAAACGCCCGAACCAUCUGAUCUAACGGUGGAAUAUGUUUAUGAAUUUGAGAAAUCCGAAGAAACAGAACUUCAAGGCAACCGAGACAGACAUUCAAGAUCCAGGACUCCCUCACGUUCACACUCCAGAUCUCGAUCACAUUCAUUGCCGCCCCGACCUGACGAAAUAGAACUCGCAGCAUAUCGCUCCAAUACACCAUCUAGAUCCGUAUCACCCCAACCCGAGGAGUAUGACGAGUUCCAUGUUUUGCUUAAUUUGGAAGGUUCUGAAAAUAAAACGCUUGCAAUUAGCUCGGAAGAACAUGAGUCAUUGAUUGUAGCUAAUCGCCAAAAACAAUUAGAUGAAGAAGCUUUAGAAAAAUUGAAAUACGCCUCGGAAGAAAUGGAAUUAAGAACAUUGUCUCCUCUAAUCUUAGAUAAUGAUGAACUUACUGAGGAACAAGGUCAAGAUUUGUUGGCUGAUUUGCCUUUAACCGAAAGAGCCAAAUUGUUGAGGAAAUCUCCCACCACACCGGACUAUGAUCGCACUAUUUCCGAGGAAAUGCUGGAUAUAGAACGUAUUAAACAGGAAAGGCUGGAGAAGGGAUUUAAACGCUCCACCUAUGUGGGAGAGUCCAUGGAUUUGGGUAGUGAAUUUGAGACCUUGAGAAGGGAAGCAGCACAUUUCCAACGUUCUCAAAGUCCAUCGCCUUCUUCCUCGACCAUUGAUUCUAAAACGGCUAGCAAGGCGGCAGAAGAAAAACGUAAACUUCAGGAUUUAAUAUUGCAAGAAUUAACCACUACCUCAAGCAGCAGCAGCAGUAGUAGCCAUGAAUCCAAAGAAGCUAAAAGCACAGGUGCUAUACCUAAAACCGAACGUUUAAGUUCCUGUGAAAUAGAGCUAACAUUAACCAAUGAAAUCGAGGAUACUAUACGCAUUAAGGAGGAAAUGUUAAGCAGUAGUUUCCAAAGUUCUACACAAGUUGUUCAAACAGUAGAUAAAACCGAGGAAUUUGAAGAAAUGCGUCGCAGAAACGCUGAAUUUAGAAGAUCAGGCAGUGCAAGUCGCUCUCCUUUGCAGGAAUCUCAACUCCAAGAAUUGGCCGGCAUUGAGCAGGAGGUUGCAAAACGUGAAUUAAAAGACAAAGUUCUGCAUGAAGUGGCUUGUUCCUCCAUGAAUUUUCAAGAUUUCUCCCGUCAUUUAAAUGCUAAUUUCUUUGAUCAAGAACGCAGAGCCUCUGAUUCAGCUUUGAUACAAAAACCAGAGGUUUUUGUGCAAGAGGAUUCAGAUUUAGACCCAGAAGAAUAUCAUCACUUUCGUAGAUUUUCUUUGGCCCAAGAGCAGCCAGUAGAACAAUAUCCUACUGAUGAUUAUAUUUUCAUAGAAGAAGUAGAGGUGAGAACCAGAAGUGGUUCUCGUACAUGGCUUAGAGAAGAUUUCUAUAGUGAGGAAGUUGAUAAAUAUCUAGCAAAGGGUGAACAGUCAGCGGAAGUGGAAACUGCGGAGUCGACAGGAAGUGAUCAUAUUGAAAUAGAGGAAAAUAUUGCACCAGCUGAUGAAGAUGAAGAAUACUCCAAUGCUAGUGAUGAUGAUAGACAAACAGUUGUUGAAGUGGAUGAUGAAAUUGAUGAGGAUAUUUCCGAUUUCAAUGAACGUGGUCCAGCAGAAGAGUCCCAUCACGAAACCUCCGAAUGUGAGGAGGCUGAACGUGAAAUGGAUCGUUAUGCAGGUCGAGAAGCCAGUGAUUGGAAUCGUGUGGUAGAUGUUAACGAUAUAUUUAUUAACGAAAAUCCCUCAAAUGAACUUGUUCAUAGCGAGGAGGACGAGGGAGCCGUGGGCGGUUUAAGUAAUUCACCCUAUGACUCGGAUUCUUUUGCCAUUGAUCAAAUUUAUGAUGAGGCUAUUAAAAAUCGCAAACAGUCUGGUAUUCUAAGGGAAUUUGACAGUAUUUUGAGUCAAAUGUCCGUGAGCAGUGACAUCGACGAACAGUAUCUGCUGUGGUCUAAGACCCAGGCUAAAAGAAAACCCAAAAAUAUAGAAUUUAAUACACAAUUCCUGGAUAAUGAACGUAAGGAAACGGAAAUGCGUUAUUUGGGCGAUGCUAAUGUUACGGCACGUCAAUCAGUUCGUUUACGCUCUCGUUAUGGUUACAGUCCGGUAUUGCAGGCCAAGUGUAUUGAGGAUGAUGUAGAGGUGGAUUUGAAUUAUAAACCAAAGAAGGAAUAUAACUGGCGCAAAAAUUUCAAGCUGGACGAGGACGAGGAUGUAAAGGAAGAUAGGGAAGUUACUUUGGCGGAUUUGGAUGGCGAAGAAAAGAAUCAAGAUGAUGAAGAUAAAGAUAAAGCCGAGAAACAAUGGGAAGAAUUUAAUGAUAAUGAGGAGCAAGAUAAUAUGAAGAUAGAUGUACGUAAAUACAGUAUAGGAGGAGAGAGUGUUACACUGUUUAGUCGCAGUCCCGAGAGAGAAGCCAUCUGUACGGAGCAGCAAUAUGCCGAUAUUGAGGAACCCGAAAAUGAGAUUUUAAAGAAGGAAGACGUUCAAGAGGAAAAGGUGGAGAAACCUAAGAAAAAGAAAACCAAAAAGAAAUUACAUAAGGAAACCAAAGACAGCCUAGAGGAAACCAUGAAUAGAGAAGAUGAAGAUGUUUACGAUCAUGAGCUGUACAAUCGCCGCAGCAGUAGUAUACAAAUGGAAACGGAUUCCCCCAAACGCAAAUCACGUUCAAGACGCAGUUCCAGAAGUAGCGUUACAAAUGAAGAUUCUUUGGGGCUGUUUUCACCGCGCAGCAGUGUGGGUUAUGCUGAGCCUAUAGGCGAUAUAAUGGAAGAAUUUACGGACAUGGCAAAAGAAACGGCCAGACCCAAGAAAAUGAAAAAACGCAAGAAGGUUAAGGAAACUAUGGCCAAUGUGGCCGAAAGUCCCAUUGAAAACAAAGAGGAGGAGUUGCAAUAUAAUACAGAGCCCUUAAACGAUAUACCAGCCGUUUCCACUGUCAUAACACCAGAGUCAUCGUGUGCUAAUAUACUCUCCACUCUCAGUCCUCAGAAUAGUGUUUGUGUAACACCGGCCUCCAUAGAUAGCAAUAUAAAUCUAUCUGUAGAGGAGUUAAGGCAGGAUUCUAAAGAGGAAAUCAAUAAUAUAACUAGUUCCUCAACAACAGCUAGUAGUCCCUCCGCGAAUUUAUCAAGAACUUCAUCAAUAGUUACUACGCCUGUGGAUACGUUUGAUAUACUAAAGGAUGCCAAUUUCUAUCCACUGUUCUAGGACACUUAACAGUAAAAUACAUGUUCAUGAAAUUUAAACAAAAUAUAGAAAAAAAAAACAAAUAUUCCCAAGUAGCAAAAUUGCACAAAUAUAUAUAUAUUUUGUUUGUUCGUUUUACGCUUCCCGACCGUCCGUCCCAUCCUGCCCGCAUUGUGCCAUCAGAAUCUGCACUUGAGAGCAAAAAAAAAAUCAUCGCAAAAAACAACAACUAUCAUCACCAAAACAAAACAACAACACGACACAUGCUUCGAUCGAAAAAAGAAAGACACAAAUUUUGCUCAAGUGUGGAACCAAACAAGCGUCAAGGUUUCAUCUCCUUGAAAAGUUUCUACGCGUACUAGAGAGCAAUAUAUUGUAUUCAAAUGUUUAUGAAUGAAUUGAAUUUAUGUUUUAUAUUGCAACAAAUAUAUAGUAUAAAUAAAUAAAUAAAUAUUUGCUCAUGUAAAGAACACAAAACAAAUUGUAUGUAGCCAGUUGAAUUUUAGUACUUUAGUUUAAUUAAAUAACUCUUUUUUUUUUUGCAAAUUUUCUUAAAUAAAUUAUUUUUAUUAAAAAAAAAAGUAUAA
Molecule: messenger RNA, 8974 nt
Organism: Calliphora vicina (urban bluebottle blowfly)
Lineage: Eukaryota; Metazoa; Arthropoda; Insecta; Diptera; Calliphoridae
Gene: Lmpt
Product: Limpet
Exons: 5
Coding region: 1143-8408 (2421 amino acids)
Cellular component (GO): nucleus; Z disc
Molecular function (GO): transcription coregulator activity; zinc ion binding
Source: RefSeq, a predicted model, not a curated record